Molecule: messenger RNA, 1708 nt
Organism: Perca fluviatilis (European perch)
Lineage: Eukaryota; Metazoa; Chordata; Actinopteri; Perciformes; Percidae
Gene: gcnt3
Product: glucosaminyl (N-acetyl) transferase 3, mucin type
Exons: 1
Coding region: 85-1368 (427 amino acids)
Cellular component (GO): membrane
Molecular function (GO): acetylglucosaminyltransferase activity
Source: RefSeq, a predicted model, not a curated record
ACUGAAGCCAUGCUCCACUGAUCAAACUGUAACUUGCACUGAAGACAAGGUCAAGGUUUGCUGUAGUUACCUCAAGCAAGAAAAAUGAUUUUUUCAAGGUUGUUGAGGAGCCAGAUGCUGAGGAGCCAGAUGCUGAGGACCCUCUCUCUCUUCCUCAUGGGUACGUUCCUUUUUUUUUUCCUUUGGGAAGCUGGCUCAAACAGGCAGUCAUCGCCUGAUCUUAUAAUACCACAGCAGUUCUUUACUGAUCUGCCUGGCUGCUCGGCUAUCAUCAGUGGAGACGUCGAGGGCAGGCAAGGCGAAUUAGAAGUUCUUCUGGCAUCCAGGAAAAGACAGCAUGGUUUAUCUGAGGACUUCUACCUUAAUGUGACAAAGGACUGUUCAUCUUACAUUAAAAACAGAGGUUUCAUUACAGCGCCUCUGAGUCAAGAGGAGAAGGAUUUUCCCAUUGCCUAUUCCAUGGUGAUCCAUGAUAAGAUUGAGAUGUUUGAGCGACUUCUACGAGCUGUUUACACUCCUCAGAACAUCUACUGUGUGCAUGUGGACCAGAAAUCCUCUAAAGAAUUUCAGAAGGCUGUGGAGGCAAUAGUUUCCUGCUUUUCUAAUGUGUUUGUAGCCAGUAAAUUAGAAAGCGUGGUAUAUGCCUCAUGGUCCCGAGUGCAGGCAGAUCUGAACUGCAUGAAAGAUCUGCUGAUCUCACAUGUCCAGUGGAGAUACCUCCUUAACACCUGCGGGACAGACUUCCCCAUCAAAACCAAUGGAGAGAUGGUUCAGGCACUGAAGGCCCUGAAUGGGAGAAACAGCAUGGAGUCUGAAGCCACCAAUGACAACAAGAAAAUCCGUUGGCAGUAUCAUUUCAAUGUAACUAACGCUGUCAUCAGGACAGAUGUGAGGAAAAGUCCCCCACCCAUUAGCAGCCCAAUGUUCACAGGAAAUGCUUAUAUUGUGGUCACAAGAGCCUUUGUGGAACAUGUAAUGCAGGACAGAGAGGUUCAGCAACUUCUGGAGUGGGAGAGGGACACAUACAGCCCUGAUGAGCACUUGUGGGCCACUCUACAAAGGAUGCCCUCUGUUCCUGGAUCAAUGCCUGCCAACAUCAAGUAUGAUGUGUCAGACAUGCAAGCCAUCGCUCGUGUGGUGAAGUGGAGCUAUUUAGCAGGAGAUAUGAAAGAUGGAGCCCCGUACUAUCCUUGCACUGGCACUUACAGAAGAGCAGUUUGUGUGUACGGAGUUGGUGACCUCCCAUGGCUCCUGAGACAACAACAACUCUUUGCAAAUAAGUUUGAUCCUGAGGUUGAUGAUGUCGCUAUUAGAUGUAUGGAGUCAGUUCUGCGUUUCAAAGCAACAUUGUUUCAAUAUCCAUUGUAAUUGAAAUACCAUUGAAAUCCUGUUGAUCUAUAGGUAUGAUUUAAACGUUGUUUCAAUGAUAAUGGAGGGUGCAACAUGAUGAAGAAUCAACAUCAGAGUUCGAUGUUGAUUCAAUGACUUUAUCGUUGACAGCAGGAUGUUGAUUUAACAUCGUUUCAAUGACUAUUUGCUAUCUGGGUUAAGGCCGGUUACACACUGCCUGCGUGGCGUGAGCGUGGCGUUUCUGUUGUGUGUCAGCUGCGUGGAUUUUUCUCGAUGUCUUUGGCUGCUAUCCUUGUCUGGACACAUGUAUGUUUCCCAUCGAUAGAAUGAAAUACCAUGUUAAACAUAAAUAUAUACU